Messenger RNA from Rattus norvegicus (Norway rat), 5565 nucleotides. Lineage: Eukaryota; Metazoa; Chordata; Mammalia; Rodentia; Muridae. The record is from RefSeq and is a predicted model, not a curated record.
UUGAGGGGAUUGACAGGUAUGCCAUAGAUCUCACACAGGUGGCUCAUCCUUACAGAGAGCCUAGGAUGUACAGCCGAGACUGGGCUUUGGGAAAGAUGCCCUGAUGGGAGGCAGAAACUGGCAAUUCUUGGCUCCUAUGCUUGCUUCACUAAACCCUCGCCCCUCCCCCUCCUGUUAAAUUUCAUGUACAUUAUCCACUUUAUCCUUUGAACAAUGAUUGGUUUACUUUCAUUCUGUGUUUCUGAGUGUUUUGCCUGCAUGUAUGUCUGUAACAUGUAUGUGCAUGGUGUCCUUAGAGGUAUGGAAAGGUCGUCAGAUCCCGUGGGACUGGAGACAGACUAUCAUGAGCCUCUCUGUGGAUAUCAGAACUCAAACUCGUGUCAGACUUUCCUUUUGAAAUCUGGCUGGUAGGACAGGCUUACUUUUGUCAUUUUGCUCUUUGUAUAUUAUAGUAUAUAAUGAUGUUAUAUAUUAUUAUCCUGCAUAUAUCUUAUCCUUUAUUUUUGCUUUAUUGACAUUCUUUGUAUUACUAAUCUAUUUCUCUCUCUCUUUAAUUUUAUUUAUUUCCCUUUUAUGUGUAUGAGUGUUUUAUCUGCAUGUCUAUCUGUGCAGCACAUGUAUGCCUGGUGCCUGAGGAGGUGGUGAGCAUCUAUGUGGAUACUGGGAAUUGAACCUGAACCAUUUGCAAGAACAAGUGCUUUUAACCUCCUAACCCCUGAGCCAACUCUCUAAGCUUAUUACUCUUUUUUAGCCAAAUAUUUGAAUUCAUUUUUCAUUUUCUUUUGUUUUUUUCUAAAUUAGAUUUUUGUUUGUAUGGUUAUAAAUCGGACAUAUACAACAUUCUAAAGUUAUGACAUACUUGAAUUGAUACUAGUUUAGUUUCACUUCAGUAACUUAUAAAUUCUGUUGUUUUUAUCCCUCUGAAGCCAUUUUAAGUUGGUCCUGUCAUAAAAUAUUUCAAAUAGUACUCUUAAAAGAAAUGAUGCAUUAGCCUAACAAAGACUUACAAACAGUUGUUACCUCAUACCAGAGAGAGUUCCAUUGUCUCCUGCAUUUUGAAUUCAUCCUUCUUGGAGUAUGUUGAGCAGAAUGAGUGUUGAUACUCAUGUCUUGUGGGAAAUGGGUUUCGGCAGUUAACUGCUGUGGGUGUGACUCCAUUGCUCUCUAGUCCUUAUUGACUCAGUAAAUCUCAGGCUGGGCCGUUGGUGUCCCAUGGGUCCUUUCUGCUCUCAGGAUUGUUCUUCCGUGCUUUUUGCUUCCUGUCUCUUAGGUUCCAUAGUUUUCAUGGCUAUGUCUCUCAGUUCCCUGAGUCUGUCUUCAGCCUCCUCAGACCUGCUGUGGGAUCCCUAGAGAGGAUUAAAAUUUUCCAGCGUGCAUAUUUUAAAAGGCCUAACUUUUUUUCUUUUUUUUUUUUGAGCCAGUGUCUCAAAUUAGUCCAGAUGACUUAGAACUCAAUGGUGUCCUGGUAUGGCACCGAACUCUCAACAGUCAUUCUUCCUCAGGUUGCCAAGUCCUGGGAUCAUAGGACACCAACUGGAUUUCCUGAAUGUUUAUUGGCUUUUUCAUGUUCAUGGCAUCAUUUCCUUGAUUUUCGCCCCAUUUUUAGUUCUUUGAGCAUCUUUAUAAUGGUGGUCUUAAGGCUUGUGGGUCUUUUGUUUUCAUGAAGGCGUUUUCAGAGAAAGUAGUGCUAGGUGGAGUUCUGCUCAUAGCCCUGGUGGAGUAGGACAGCACUCUCACUCUUGUGCUGCCUUCACACCUUAGUGGACAGGGCUCUGUGGACCAACUGAGGCCCCAAGUCCACUGUGGCAGAUAGGACUACACAGUUUCUUUGUAUUUCUGAGCCAUUCCUGGGCAAUCAGCAUGGCAGCACAUGCCUUAGAGUCAUUGCCUUCUUCUCAUCCCAGGUGUGCAGCAGGCAGGUCCCCUGCCAGAGAGGCCAAGAAUGUAGACCAUGGUACCACUACAUGGACAUCAGCCACACACUUUUCUCUGAGGUCAGAUGUAGGCUGGUGACUUCCAUUCCCUGAGGCCAUUUCUUCAGACUUGUCUUUUUUGGCAUCUCCCAUCAUACCUACAUCGGAGUGGUUAAUUUUUUUUCUUUGACUAGGACAAAAAUUGCUUUUUCUUUGAAUGUCUUGUGGGUAAGUGUUUGUUGUUUUGUUUGUAUUUUGUUUAGUAGUUUGAGACCAGGUCUAUACAUAGCUCUGGAUGUUCUGCAACUCACUAUGUAGACCAGACUUGCCUCCCACUCAGAGACCCACCUGCCUCUGCUUCCCAAGUGCCCUUGAGGAGUAAAGUUGUUCGCUUUUGUUUGUUUGUUUGUUUGUUCUGUUGGAUGGUAUCUUAGGGUUACUAUUGCUCUGGUAAAACGCCAUGACCAAAGCACCUUGGGUAGGAAAGGGUUUAUUUGGGUUGUACUUCCACAUCACAGUUCGGCAUCUAAGGAAGUCAGGACAGGAACUCAAACAGGACAGGAGCUGAUGCAGAGGCCAUGAAGGACUGCUGCUUUCUGGCUUGCUUCUCAUGGCUUGCUCAGUCUGCUUUCUUACAGAAUCCAAGACCACCGGCUCACCACCCACAAUGGAUUGAGCCCUAAUUAAGAUAAUGCUCUACAGGCUUGCUUACAGCCCCGUCUUAUGGACUCAUUUUCUUAAUUGAGAUUCCUCAAAGGCAGCUGGUGUCGAGUUGACAUAAAACUACCCAGUACAGUUGGUUGUGGGGGUUUUCUUGUUGCUCAUUUGUUUGUUUUUGGUCUUUGUUGUUGUUGUGUUUUGUUUUUUAUUUCAUUUUGUUUUGAGACAGGGUCUCUUCUCUGUAACCCUACCUGUCCAAGAACUCACUAGGUACACCAACCUGACCUCCAAGUCAGAGAUCAGCCUGCCUCUGCCCAGUGUGCUGGGAUUAAAGUCAUGUGCCCCCAUGCUGGGUCUUGUUUGUUUGUAUUUAACUUAAAUGUCUGUCUUGGCUCUGAGAUCAGAUCCCUCCUCAGGGCUUGGUGUGACUGUGUUGUGAUUGUUGACAUUGUCUGUUCUGACAGUUGGCCUGGCACAUCCUCUUACACAUCAAAUCUAAGUCUGCCUUUCUUUGGAAAUAUGCAGUCAUAUUUCUAGCUUCCCCUGUGCUUACAAUUGCUUUAAUGUCCAUGUCCUUAAAUAUCUAGUUUCUAAAAGAGGAAAAGAAAAACCAGAAGUGGACACAAGUGCCCUGGUCCUUACGUUUUCUCUAAAGGACACCCUAAGCAGAGGGGUACAGUCUCAACAGCUUGGGUACUUUAUCCCUUCUGGGACUGCACAUAGCAUCGAGAGUAUAGGUUUUUGAUGAUUGGGAACAAGUCCUUGUCUGCAAACUUCUCUGGAGCCCAGAAUAACUGAUUGCCCAGGAGAUGAGAGUGGCAACUUCUACUAUGCUAACAGCUAAAUUGACCAGAAUUGACCAGUUGUUAUUGCCUCCUCCGGAACUUGAAGACCCUCAACUGAUUCUAGAGUUCCAUACUAAUUAGCUAACACAGGCCAAGUUGUUGUUGAAGUGCUGCCUGGCAUUUCUAACUCUGCCAUCUUCCCAGAAUCCUUUCCCACCUUGGCCUCUGUAACCAGUGAAGAUCAUUUUAGAAGGUCCCCUGCUGAGCUGAUAGCCUUCAGCUUGGAGUUAUUCCCAAAUGAAUUUUGGCUUUUGUGAUGGUGAAGCUGUAAAUGCCAAAGUCUCUGCACAUCACCGUACCAUGAGGGAGGACUACAGUGAUAAGGGAAAGGUUGGCCACUGGAGCCGCAGCCCUUUGAGGCCACCAAGAGAGCGCUUUGAGCUGGGAGACAACCGGAAGCCAGUGAGAGAAGAGAAGGUGGAAGAAAGAGACCUGCUGUCGGACCUCCAGGACAUCAGUGACAGUGAGAGGAAGACCAGCUCAGCUGAGUCCUCAUCAGCAGAAUCAGGCUCAGGUUCUGAGGAGGAGGAGGAGGAGGAGGAGGAAGAAGAGGAGGAGGAAGGGAGCACCAGUGAAGAGUCAGAGGAAGAGGAAGAAGAGGAAGAGGAGGAAGAGGAGGAGGAAACUGGGAGCAACUCUGAGGAAGCCUCAGAACAGUCUGCUGAAGAAGUCAGUGACGAAGAAAUGAGUGAAGAUGAAGACAGAGAAAAUGAGAACCACAUCUUGGUUGUUCCAGAGUCGCGAUUUGACCGAGAUUCUGGGGACAGUGAUGAAGGAGAAGAAGAAGUUGGUGAGGGGACACCGCAGAGCAGCGCCCCUACCGAGGGAGACUAUGUGCCCGACUCUCCAGCUCUGUCACCUAUUGAGCUAAAACAAGAGCUGCCCAAGUACCUGCCAGCCCUGCAGGGAUGCCGGAGUGUAGAGGAGUUUCAGUGUCUGAACAGGAUUGAAGAAGGCACCUAUGGGGUGGUCUACAGAGCAAAGGACAAGAAAACAGAUGAGAUUGUGGCUCUGAAGCGGUUAAAGAUGGAGAAGGAGAAGGAAGGCUUCCCAAUCACAUCACUGAGGGAAAUCAACACCAUCCUCAAGGCCCAGCACCCCAAUAUCGUCACUGUCAGAGAAAUUGUUGUGGGAAGCAACAUGGACAAGAUCUACAUUGUGAUGAACUAUGUGGAACACGACCUCAAGAGCCUAAUGGAGACAAUGAAACAGCCCUUCCUGCCAGGGGAGGUGAAGACCCUGAUGAUUCAGCUGUUGAGUGGGGUGAAGCACCUCCAUGACAAUUGGAUCCUACAUCGUGACCUUAAGACCUCUAACCUUCUGCUGAGCCAUGCUGGCAUUCUCAAGGUGGGCGACUUUGGGCUGGCUCGGGAGUAUGGUUCACCCCUAAAGGCCUACACUCCAGUUGUUGUAACCCUGUGGUAUCGUGCCCCAGAACUGCUCCUUGGUGCUAAGGAAUACUCCACAGCUGUGGACAUGUGGUCAGUGGGCUGCAUAUUUGGAGAACUGCUGACACAGAAACCUCUGUUCCCUGGGAAGUCAGAGAUUGAUCAGAUUAACAAGGUUUUCAAGGACCUGGGGACCCCCAGUGAGAAAAUCUGGCCUGGCUAUAAUGACCUCCCAGCCGUCAAGAAGAUGACCUUCAGCGAGUAUCCCUAUAACAACCUCCGCAAGCGAUUCGGAGCUUUGUUAUCAGAUCAAGGAUUCGAUCUCAUGAACAAGUUUCUGACUUACUUCCCUGGGAGGAGGGUCAGCGCAGAAGAUGGCCUCAAGCACGAGUAUUUCCGAGAGACUCCCCUCCCCAUCGACUCAUCCAUGUUCCCCACGUGGCCUGCCAAGAGUGAGCAGCAGAGGGUGAAGAGAGGCACGAGUCCGAGGCCCCCUGAGGGCGGCCUGGGCUACAGCCAGCUGGGAGACGACGACCUGAAGGAGACGGGCUUCCACCUCACCACCACCAACCAGGGAGCCUCAGCUGCUGGCCCUGGCUUCAGCCUCAAGUUCUGAGGUCAGCUUGAUGGACUUGGCCCGACUGGGUGGUGACAGCCAGAUCUGCUGAGUCGGCAGCAUCAUUGUCGUUGUUACUGUUGUUCUGUGUUGUUUGGGGCAAGUUGUAAAUUUGUAGAAUUAAAUGAAAUUUUCUUCUGAAA